Molecule: messenger RNA, 1200 nt
Organism: Scheffersomyces stipitis CBS 6054
Lineage: Eukaryota; Fungi; Ascomycota; Pichiomycetes; Serinales; Debaryomycetaceae
Exons: 1
Coding region: 1-1200 (399 amino acids)
Source: RefSeq, a predicted model, not a curated record
AUGUCUGAUCCGUCAUUAGCCUCUUUCCCGAAAAGAGAGUUGGAAUUGACUCCAUUCUGUUCUCAGUUGGAUUUCAUCAACAAGGCCUUGCUUUCGCUUUCAAAACAGGACUCAUCAGUCAACAACUACACGAACACGUCUCGUAGGUACACCAAUCAAAACCAGCAGAACACGCAUGCAAACUACAACAACAACCAGCAAAACAAAUACGCUUUGGCUGCUGUUGCUGCCGCCGCGGCUGUCCAGCACCAACAGCUGAACUACCUUCUUCAACAACAUCAGCAAAAUCAACAAAAUCAAAACCAACAAUACCAAAGUCAAAACCAGCAGAAUCAGCAGCAGCAGCUUCGCAAUAACCAAUAUUCACAGCAGUCACAUCCUCAGUUCCAACUGAAUCAACACCAGCAACAAUAUCAUCAACCACAGUAUCAGCCGCAGCAAUAUCAGCAACAACGUCUGAAUCAACAACAAUUCCAAAAUCAACAGAAUCAACAAAACCAGCAAAAUCAACAAAAUUACCAACAGCUGCAACAAUUACAACAGAACCAGCAAAGUCUUCAGAACUUCCAGCACCAGAAUCUUAAUAAUUUUCAAAAUCAGCAACAGCCUCCACAGGUAUUUGGUUCUGAACUCUCUGCCUCUUCUUCUGUUGCCUCUGACUCUCAAUCCAACUCUACCAGUGCUGGAACACCAUUGACUGGCAUUCCUCCUGCUCUUGAUUUGAAAAGCAACUUCUUGAUGUUCAACGAAAGCUCGCACUCAAUAUCUUCUCCUACUUAUUCUAGCGCAGCUCAGCAACAGAAACCUCCGCAACUCCACUCCAAGUUAUUUGACUCUCUGUCCAGCAACUCGUCUCCGAUUUUGCUUCCACCGAACUCAAGCGCUUCCAACAAGAACUCACCUCCCAACUUGUUUCUCUCUACGCCUGUGACUACACCUUUGAAUGCUACACAUUCUACUGCAACCGGCUCUCCAUUGACCAAGCCUACCCUUCCAGAAACGUCUGGUGGAUUUCUCAACUCACCACUGUUGCUUCCUACUCUGACACCAACCUCUGCGGGAGGUGCCAACUGGAGCACUACCAAUUCUAGUGCUUCAAUCUGGGGUAACACUACCAAUGGAGUGUCUGCUCUGUCUGCUAACUCUUCUAAGGGUAACAGCCAUCUAAUCUCCAGCUUCGGCAGCUCAGGAAUGUGGUGA